CCCGGAAGUGAUUGUGCGGCGGCGUUCCCGGCCCGGUAUGGCGGAGGGGGCCGGCGCGGGGCUGCGGCUGGCGGAGCUGCUGGCGGCGGGCCGGCGGCUCUGGGAGGAGGUGGAGACCGGCGCCGAGCCGUCCUCGGGGGCCCCGGCCGUGCAGGAUAAGGUGCGGCAGGGGUUGGACGCGCUGCAGCGGGCGGCCGCCAUGGUGGCGCAGCUGGAUCUGUUCAGCGAGAACGAGGAGCUGGAGGAGAUCGCCUCGGCCGACCUGAAGUACCUGCUGCUGCCCGCCUUGUUGGGGGCCCUGACGCUGAAGCAGGUUGACCUGAGCAGGAGGCUGGAGCACCUGGAGAGCGCCCGGGCCCACUUCUGGCGCUUCCUCAAACUCUGCAGGAGCUACGGGCUGGGCAGCUUCCACCUGCCCCCUGCCGCCACCAGCCCCCCUGGAGAGGAAGAUGCCGGGAGCCCCUCCCCGGGGGGCCCCGCUGCUGCCCAGCCCAGCCUGGUGGCCAUGGCGUCCAGUAGGCAAGCCAAAAUCGAAAGAUAUAAGCAGAGGAAGGAACUGGAGAACAGGCUGGCCUCUAUGAGAAGCUUUGUGGAGAGUGGGCAAGCAGAUGAGGAUCAGAUGCGGGAAUUUUACAUACUACAAAUCCAGAAAUGGAUCAACACCAGCCUGGAGGAAAUCGAGAGUAUUGACCAAGAAAUGGUCAUCUUGAGGAGCAGAGGUACAGGGAAACAGUCUUCAGCACCACCACACGCUACUUCUCGGCAAGUCAGGGCUCCGCUGAAACCUUUCAUUCUUACCCGGGAUGCUGCUCAGGCGAAAGUGUUUGGUGCUGGAUACCCUGGCCUGCCUACUAUGACUGUGGAUGACUGGUAUGAGCAGCGCAGGAGGCAGGGAGUCGUGUCUGGUCAGGGUGCGCCUCAGAGAACACCAGGUAUAACUGAUGAAGAGUUGCAGAAGCAGCAGCAGGAGAAAAAAGAGGAGGAUGAUGAUGAGGAAGCUCUUCAAAAAGCUCGAAACUGGGAUGACUGGAAAGAUACACACCCAAGAGGCUAUGGCAACCGGCAGAAUGUGGGCUGAUGCUCUUGCUGCAGAGUGGGCAGGGCCUGGAAAUCCUGUAAGAAUUGCCUGUGUCCUGGAGAUAUAGGAGUAAAUACACUGUACAUAUGCAGAGGUAUACGUGGCUUCUCUGGGAGGCACUGGAAUCAAGCGGAGUAAACAUGACCGUUUGCUUUGGUUUGCGUUAAAUGUCAGACUGAGUGCACUGGUCAUGUACAGUGACACCACAGAGCUCCUGUCAGGUGGAGCUCUUUCUGAGGGGUCAGGCUGCCUCUGUUCUCCCAGUCAGAGGAAGUCCUUGAAAGAUAAGUACAUGAAUUUGGAAACUGCUCUGUGUAUUGUGGGUGGAUGUAUUUAUUUUUUUCUCUAUAUUUUAAGCAAAAUAAAGUCUCUCGUGCUGCCUA
Falco peregrinus (peregrine falcon) is the source of this 1461-nucleotide messenger RNA. RefSeq names its product immunoglobulin binding protein 1 (gene IGBP1). The record is from RefSeq and is a predicted model, not a curated record. Bases 38 to 1078 code for a protein of 346 amino acids. Gene Ontology annotation, molecular function: protein phosphatase 2A binding. Lineage: Eukaryota; Metazoa; Chordata; Aves; Falconiformes; Falconidae. The transcript is spliced from 6 exons. Gene Ontology annotation, cellular component: cytosol. Gene Ontology annotation, biological process: regulation of signal transduction; regulation of dephosphorylation.